Messenger RNA from Jaculus jaculus (lesser Egyptian jerboa), 1569 nucleotides. RefSeq names its product testis expressed 45 (gene Saxo5). The record is from RefSeq and is a predicted model, not a curated record. The transcript has 9 exons. Lineage: Eukaryota; Metazoa; Chordata; Mammalia; Rodentia; Dipodidae. Bases 1 to 1569 code for a protein of 522 amino acids.
AUGCCUAAGGUAAUGGGAGCCAGUCAGGAGAACUAUGAAGACUGUGUAGCGCUGUGGCCAGAGAAGGCUACGAGCUCCCUCCCACCGUGUCCGAUGUCUCGGCUAGAUUUCCUCAAGUCCUCACACUUCGCGCUGGGUCCCGAUCCUCGGCUGCACCAAGGUACCAUGAACUCCACGUCGCAUCGAGACUUUCCGGCCUAUCCGGGUGCCAGCCGGGUUCAGCCCAGCCGGGUAGCACUGCAAUCCACGCUCUUCCAAAAGGAUGCGCGCAGGGCGGCUGAGGAGUGCGUGUCUGAGGAGCGCCGCGCGUUUACCCUGCCGCCAGCGCCGUCGAGCGCGCGCGAGCAGAUCCGGGCGCGCACACUCGCCAUGCAGGUCAGCAACCUGCACGUGCACGCGGACGCGAGCCCCGGCGUCAGCUUGUCCACCGCGCGCGUGGACUACGGUUGGCCAGAACUGCCCGCGCGCUCCAGGGAGCAGAUCCGCGGGGCGCGCCUCAUCUUUGACCGCGACUCGGUGCCAUCCGGAGACAGAGAGAAGCUGCGCAUACCGCGUACCACGAACCAGGUGCACUUUCCACCCUACGACGCGUGCCCGAAGUCUCGCAAGCCCUGCAUCCACCUCGGGGGCCCCAACACUCUGAAAUGGAACUACAAGGGACAGGAAGAGACCUCCUACCGGAGGCAGUUUCAGGCCCUUCCAGGUCUACCUGCCUCGAUGUGUAAGAGGGUCUCCUCCAGUGUGCAGCUGGGCAAAUGCAAGACUGGCUCCAGCUCCAUGUGCUCAGAACUGAAACAGGCCUACAUACCUCAGAGUUUGUCCCUAUGCAGGUAUGACAAGACCAAGGCAGCAGCCAAUAUUUACUGUGUGAGCAUUGGUCCCAAAGAUGACCUCUUCCAAGAUAAGACCACCAUGACAGCCCACUUCUGUGCCCAGGAGCCAGAACAUUUUGCUCUCCACCAUGAUCAGACUCCAGAGUCGCACAUCCUGAAAGGAAAUUGGUGCCCUGGCCCAGGCAGCCUUGCCACCUUCAUGCAGUUCUUCUAUGGCCAGCCGCCACCUGCGACCAAGCCACCAAGCCGCCACUUGCCUCACGAGAAACUUCAGGACUGUGUGACCCUAGGAGAACCAAAGCUGCUCCCGCACUUCUUCCAAACCACCACGGGCUCAGACUACUGCACCCCAGGCUCAGGCCCAACACAGAAAGCAUUCAGCCUUCAUUUGCUGCAAAGCAAUCUGCCGCAGGGCACAGGUGAUUUGGACUUUUUAACCACAAACCAAAAGAUGAUGAAGCCACAUGGAGCAGCUCGAGCCUCCAUGACUCAAGAAUUGCUACAGCGGUGCAAGUACAGCCACAUCAAGCCCCCACUGAGUGGACAACGUUUCUUCUCAACACAGCACCAGGAUGAAUUUCCUUUCAAGUACCAGAGUCCAGAAGUCUUGAAGUUAAGCAACAUUCAAAAGAGUCAUGUGCCACUAGCCACACUACAACAGUGGGGCUGUGGAGGUGGGAAAGUAGUCCCUCUGGAUCCCCUGCUCUGUAUGUAUCCCUGCCCCAACAAGCAAUAA